AUGGCUCAAACAACAGGAAAUGAGUUGGCUUUGGUAUCUAUAGAACCAUCCAGGUCUUCAGUUACAAUUGCUGGGGGGCCUACAAUGUCAAAUGGCCAUUCAACUGGAUAUAGCUCUAAUUUAUAUCAGGGAAAUGCUGUAAGUUCGUCAUUCUCAGAUAUUGAUGAUGGAUAUGAUGUUUACAAGUCAACAAAAGGAGAAAGGGGAGGUUUGGCAGGAUUGCAUAAUCUAGGAAAUACUUGCUUUAUGAACAGUGCCCUGCAAUGUUUAGUUCACACACCUCCUCUUGUUGAGUAUUUCUUGCAAGAUUACAAAGAUGAGAUCAAUACUGAAAAUCCUUUGGGAAUGCAUGGUGAGCUUGCAAUCGCCUUUGGUGAGCUGUUGAGGAAAUUAUGGUCCUCAGGGCGAACUACAAUUGCACCACGUGUUUUCAAGGGAAAAUUAGCUCGAUUUUCUCCCCAGUUCAGUGGCUAUAACCAUCAUGAUUCUCAAGAACUUCUUGCAUUCUUGUUUGAUGGACUGCAUGAGGAUUUAAAUCAUGUUAAACGAAAACCUUACAUAGAAGCAAAGGAUUCAGAUGGUCGCCCAGAUGAGGAAGUUGCCGUUGAGUGUUGGAAAAAUCACAGGGCCCGGAAUGACUCAUUGAUAGUGGAUGUUUGUCAGGGUCAAUAUAAGUCGACACUAGUUUGCCCAGCAUGUGGAAAGAUUUCAAUCACUUUUGAUCCCUUCAUGUAUUUGUCGUUGCCGCUACCUUCAACUGCAACUCGGCAAAUAACCAUGACUGUGUUUUACGGCGAUGGAAGUGGUCUCCCUAUGCCAUACACUGUUAGUUUGCUAAAGCAAGGUUGCUAUAAAGAUCUUAGUGAACAACUAAGUAAUGCUUGUUGCUUGAAUGCUGAUGAGAUUCUUCUGCUUGCAGAGGUAUAUGAACAUAAGAUUUUUCGAUAUUUGGAAAACCCCUCAGAGCUAUUGGCUCCAAUUAAGGAGGAUGACCAUAUUGUGGCUUAUAGACUUUCUAAAAAUGUCGUGGGAAGAUCCAGAGUUGAAAUAAUUCAUCGACCACGUGAAAAGUGCCCAUCAGACAGUGUUAAGGGUUGUCAGGGAAAGCUUAUCGGUACCCCUUUUCUUACUUAUUUAAAAGAGCCAAUAUGUGGAGCCAAUGUUGAAGCCGCUGUUACUAGAUUUUUGUCACCUUUGAAGAGAACGUGUCCUUCAGUUAAGCUCCAGAAUGGUAAGGAAAAUGGAUUUGAAAAAGAGGUUAUUGAAGAACUAUCAAACAGCUACAAUUCUAAGAACCUGUCAAUGGAUGAUGCAGAAGUAGAGGAAAAAUCCAGCGAAGCGUUAUCCUUUCAACUUUUUGUUACUGAUGGAAACAGUUCGAGCUGCAAGCCCAUUGAGAAGGACACUUUAUAA
Humulus lupulus (European hop) is the source of this 1413-nucleotide messenger RNA. Its product is annotated as ubiquitin carboxyl-terminal hydrolase 9-like. Gene Ontology annotation, biological process: protein deubiquitination. Lineage: Eukaryota; Viridiplantae; Streptophyta; Magnoliopsida; Rosales; Cannabaceae. The transcript is spliced from 7 exons. The record is from RefSeq and is a predicted model, not a curated record. Gene Ontology annotation, molecular function: cysteine-type deubiquitinase activity. Bases 1 to 1413 code for a protein of 470 amino acids.